AUGCGUUGGUCCCAGGAAGAGCCCGUGUGGUUCUCCAUGUCCAGGACCAACACAGCAGAGUCUCCCGCCACGGCUCCCAACGGGUCGGCAGGCCCAGUGACCUCCCAAGGGGCACCCUGCCAGGCCACCCGUGGGUCCUCUGCCUGCCGGCCCCUGCUGCUCCUGCUGUGGACGUGGCCAUUCCACCACCCUGUGGCUCUGUCCCCCUGCUCAGAUAUGUGGCCGGGCACGACCGACUGCCGGAUGACUGCCAACCGCAGCGUGUACCCUGAGGCAGACGCAGUCCUGGUGCAUCACCGAGAGGUCAGCUACAGGCCGAAGGAGCAGCUCCCGACGUCCCCUCGGCCACCUGGCCAGCGCUGGGUCUGGUUCAGCAUGGAAUCGCCCAGCCACUGCGCUCAGCUGAAGGCCUUGGAUGGAUAUUUCAAUCUCACCAUGUCCUACCGCAGAGACUCGGACAUCUUCACGCCCUACGGCUGGCUGGAGCCAUGGCCGGGCCAGCCAGCCGCGCCCCUGGUCAACCUCUCGGCCAAGACCGAGCUGGUGGCCUGGGUGGUGUCCAACUGGAGGGAGGACUCGGUAAGGGUGCGGUACUACCACAAGCUGCAAGCUCACGUCCAAGUGGAUGUGUAUGGACAGCGCCACAAGCCUCUGCCACAGAGGAACAUGAUCCAGACGCUGUCCCAAUACAAGUUCUACCUGGCUUUCGAGAACUCCUUGCAUCGCGACUACAUCACGGAGAAGCUGUGGAGGAAUGCCCUGGACGCCUGGGCCGUGCCCGUGGUGCUGGGCCCCAGCAGGAAGAGCUAUGAACAAUUCCUGCCUGCCGACGCCUUCAUCCACGUCGACGACUUCCAGAACCCCAAGGACCUGGCCCAGUACCUGCUGUCCCUGGACAAGGACGACGCCCGCUACCUCGCCUACUUCCGCUGGCGGGAGACACUGCGGCCUCGCACCUUCAGCUGGUCCCUGAUGUUCUGCAAAGCCUGCUGGCGGCUGCAACAGGAGUCCGCCUACCAGACGGUGCCCAGCAUAGCCUCCUGGUUCACCUGA
Molecule: messenger RNA, 1053 nt
Organism: Canis lupus familiaris (dog)
Lineage: Eukaryota; Metazoa; Chordata; Mammalia; Carnivora; Canidae
Gene: FUT5
Product: fucosyltransferase 5 (alpha (1,3) fucosyltransferase)
Cellular component (GO): membrane
Molecular function (GO): alpha-(1->3)-fucosyltransferase activity
Source: RefSeq, marked provisional